This is a messenger RNA of Belonocnema kinseyi, 2654 nucleotides long. Its product is annotated as lipase 3-like. Bases 120 to 2108 code for a protein of 662 amino acids. NCBI's taxonomy places the organism in Eukaryota, Metazoa, Arthropoda, Insecta, Hymenoptera, Cynipidae. Gene Ontology annotation, biological process: lipid metabolic process. The record is from RefSeq and is a predicted model, not a curated record. The transcript is spliced from 13 exons.
CACUUUCAGUUAUGUGCAGAUUCAGUCUAGUUGCGUUUCCGACCACCAAGGUCUGCCUGGAAAAGUCUGCUCUGAGUGCUGCCAAAGGAUUUUGAUCCUUUCGAUAGUGAAAGUAAAUCAUGGUCUCGUAUAGCUCCAUUUCCACACUUCUCGUCUUGUUGACUUCUCUGCAAAGUGCGAGAACCUGGACCCCUAACACUCUCAGCAACUACUUUGAAGGCGCACAAAAAAAUGUGUAUCAGCUAAACGUAUUACCGGAGUAUAAGAUAGAACGAUAUGUUUUUCCUGAUGUUCUGACGACUUUUGAAGCAGAUUUAAAAGACGAAAUUAAUGAUGUGGAAGGGACAAUUAUUUAUAGAAUGUCGGAGGGGCCAAAAUCACCAAAGGCAGAAGGAAAAAAACCGGUUCUUUUUCAGCAUGGAAUUCUUUGUGACUCGGACCCUUGCGUUGUGAAUAAGCCUCAAAUCGCAAUAGCAUAUAUCCUUGUGGACCAAGGAUAUGAUAUUUGGUUGGGAGUAAGCAAUUCUUCCUUGGCCGAAAAUAUGACUUCCAGUGAGGAGGUGGAAAAAAGGAAAUUAGAACGAGUGGCCAAAUAUAUAUUAGCAACUACAAAAGCAAAUGAAUUAUCAGUGAUGGGCCAGUUUAAUGGAACCGUGAGAAUUUUUGCAAUUUCCUCUCCAUUCGUUGCAAAUAAUAAGGAACAUCAGUCAAAAAUUUCAAAGUGGUUGGAAUAUAUACCAGGUGUCAAAAUGGCGAAAAAAUUGUACCAGAAAGGAAAAGACUAUUUUGCAAUUAUGAUUCCAGAGGGUUACGACAAGGUUAUAGAAGGUAUUGAUAUUAUAGGAAAGAAAAUUGACUACAUUAUGGAUGAUUCAACCGUUAGAGACCUAAAGAAAACAGUCCUAAAAUCGUGGGGAUUUGUAACGAAAAUGGUUGUUCCAACUUUAGGUGUUGAUGAUUUUUCGCAAAUGAUUGACCAUCCGGAUGUUAAUUUAGAUACUCCCCAGCUGAUACGAAAGUACGGGUACCAUCCAGAAUCUCACGAAGUGAAAACCGACGAUGGAUAUUUAUUAACACUGCAUCGAAUCUGUGGAAAAAGUGAAAAUCCGGUUUGUCAAGACAAGCCUGUAGUUUUUCUUCAACAUGGAAUUUUGUCCAGUUCUUCUGAUUGGGUAGUGAUGGGCCCUUCAAAUGGUUUAGGUUACCUUUUGGCCGACGCAGGCUACGACGUCUGGAUGGGGAACUCUCGUGGUAAUACGUACUCAAAAGGUCACGUCAAUCUUUCCACCUCAGAUAUAAAAUUUUGGGAUUUUUCUUGGCACGAAAUGGGCGUUUUUGAUUUACCGGCAACAAUUGAUUAUAUUUUGAAAAUCACUGGAAAAGAGAAAAUUUUUUACACCGGACAUUCUCAGGGAUGCACGUCUCUUUUAGUUUUAUUAUCAGAGAAACCUGAGUAUAAUGAUAAAAUUAUCAAAGCUGCUGCUUAUGCUCCAAUAGCUUUUACAAGCCACAUGAGAAGUCCGAUUAUUAUCUUCUUUUCUAAAAUUUCUACUCCACUAUAUUAUAUGCUUCGAUUUCUUCACGUUUAUGAAUUUUUACCAACAAAUGCACUUCUAACAAACAUUGGAAGAGAUGCCUGUGAGGCUCGAUCACUAUAUCAAGUUGUAUGCAGUAACACACUUUUUAUGAUAACAGGAUAUGAUACAGAUCAAUUAAACAAGACUAUGGUUCCCAUAAUUAUCGGUCACGUGCCAGCAGGAAGCUCUAUCAAGCAGUUUUUUCACUUCGCACAAGAAUUUAAAUCGGGUAGGUUUUGUCAGUUUGACUACAUAAUGCCAUUUUUGAAUGAGCAAAAAUAUGGUCAAUCAAAACCACCAGAUUACAAUCUGCAAAAUGUAAAGGUUCCUAUAGCAAUUUUUUAUGCUGAUAACGACCUUUUGGCAGAUUACAGGGAUAUUGAAAAAUUAGCAGCAAUUUUGCCAAGUGUACAGCUGUAUUAUAAAAUUCCAAAUGAGAAUUUCAAUCACAUUGAUUUUAUGUUUGCAAUCGACUCCCCGAAGCUAAUUUACGAACCUACGAUAAAGUUUUUCCGGACUGCAAAACAUUAAUAUUUAUCAAUCUAGUUAAACCCUCUUGAGAUUUUGGUAGAAAUGAUUACUUUUUUCGUAAUAUUUUGUCUUUUUUUUCUAAUACAGAUAAAAGAAUAAUACAAAAUGAUAGAAACGCUUCAUUUUUGUAUUCAAAAUGUGUCCCAUUUUCAACAUCUAUUCUUUCUUAUUCGCGCCCCAAGCCCCCUCUAACUCUUGCAUCCACUCCUCAACCAUUCCAUCCUCCCCUAGAAUUUGUACCACUUCUCUUGCCAGCUUCCUCUAUCUUCCAUUCCUCUCCUACAUCCUUCCCCACUGAUAUAUAUAUAUAUAUAUAUAUAUGUGUGUGUGUAUACUGUAUACGAGAUAGCCAUAUAUCAGUUGAAGGAGUUUAAGGAAAAUUAAAAGAAGUUUUCGGCAAUUAUGGCGCCCCAAUGGUCGCCAGAAGAAGUAUGUGAAACGAGCGCAAAAUUUGAAAUGUCUAGUUUAUGAGAAACAAAAAAGGAUCAUAUUUGAUUGUAUAUGUAUAAGAACAAUGUGAAGAAAAUAAAAACUGAGUAUAUUCUA